Molecule: messenger RNA, 831 nt
Organism: Aspergillus melleus
Lineage: Eukaryota; Fungi; Ascomycota; Eurotiomycetes; Eurotiales; Aspergillaceae
Product: oxidoreductase-like domain-containing protein
Exons: 1
Coding region: 1-831 (276 amino acids)
Cellular component (GO): mitochondrion
Source: RefSeq, a predicted model, not a curated record
AUGAAGACUCGCUUGAUGCAGUCAAGUCAAUCGCUAGCCCGAAGGGGCACGUCUUUGGUAGAUCCAAGGCGCCUUCAACCCAGAUGUCGACGUUUGUCCCUCCCCUGGCCCGCGUUUGCCAACCAACGAUAUACCUCCGCUCCGUCGCUCCGUCGCAUGGCCAGCCACGCAAAUGCAAACCCCCAGGGCAAGUCGCUGGGUCUGGGCGACUCCGAACCAUCGCAAGCAUUCCCCUUGUCCGGCUACUAUCAUGACAUCCUUUCGAACAGUUCGCCAUAUCAAGGGCAAGCAUCUACUUCGCGACCCGUUCCUCGACAAUCGACAGAGCAAUCAUCCCCUGCCGCUACGGUUGAGCCUCAAUCUCCACAGGACAAAAUGUCCAUUGUAUUCGGCACGCGACUAGCUGGUCCUGGUCGUUCUUCACGCUACGAUCCCGGGAACACGGCACCGGAAUCCACUUGGAAGACCGUGAACGGAGUGGCGAUUCCCCCACGACCCGAGGAGCCUGAUAAUUGCUGCAUGAGUGGCUGCGUUCAUUGCGUAUGGGAUGACUUUCGGGAUGACAUGGAAGAUUGGGCAGCACGACUCGAGCAGGCCAGGGCCAAAAACACCACCCCCAGUCCGGCGAAGGAGAUGCGUCAUACUCCCCGGCCGGAAGUCAAGUCUGCCAGUAUCAGCAUGGAUGACGAUGGUGGUGGCAGCGACACGAACUGGCCCAUCCCGGAUCAAACCGAGGAUGUCUUUGCCAACAUCCCAGUGGGAAUCCGAGAGUUCAUGAAGACGGAGAAGAGAUUGAAACAAAAACACCAGCAAGAGAGUGCCUCGCCCUGA